This is a messenger RNA of Pistacia vera, 475 nucleotides long. RefSeq lists its product as uncharacterized. The transcript has 2 exons. NCBI's taxonomy places the organism in Eukaryota, Viridiplantae, Streptophyta, Magnoliopsida, Sapindales, Anacardiaceae. The record is from RefSeq and is a predicted model, not a curated record. Bases 12 to 356 code for a protein of 114 amino acids.
GGAAGAGGGAAAUGGAGGGUUUAACAGCAAGUGAAAUAGCAGGGUUUGGUGUAGGUACUCUGCUUUUGUUAUCCACUGUUGCUGCUCCUAAACUUGAUGCUUUCUUUUCUUCUCAACAGAGAAGUUCUUUAGGAAUGUGCAAGAAAUGCGGCGAUGUGAGGUUGAUAGCAUGCUCAAGAUGUAAAGGAACAGGUUUAGUUAAAUCAAAUGAACCAUUCAAUUUCAAUUUCAUGGAUGACUUGUAUCCAAUUUUAGGUGUUGAUGAACCAAAAAUAAAGUCAAUCGGAUGCUCAAAAUGUCAAGCUAAAGGUCGCUUCUUCUGCCCGGAUUGCUCUAAUAUACGCCCCCAAGUAUGAUUCGUCAUAGCUAGUCUGUAAUAUUAUUGCUUUCAUAAUAUUGUAAUAGUUGAUUGACUUUGCGUCCGAAUGAGAAACUGUUCUAUAUCCCAAUGCAGAAUGCUGCAAUUGGUCUUUGA